This is a messenger RNA of Lucilia sericata (common green bottle fly), 2687 nucleotides long. RefSeq names its product myb-like protein P. The transcript has 5 exons. Bases 1338 to 2672 code for a protein of 444 amino acids. The record is from RefSeq and is a predicted model, not a curated record. NCBI's taxonomy places the organism in Eukaryota, Metazoa, Arthropoda, Insecta, Diptera, Calliphoridae.
UAAAGUGAAGGUUGUGUAUCAAAAAUUGUCUUAAAUCUAGAAAAAAGCAAAUUGUUCAGGAAUUUUUGGGUGUAAUAAUUUGUUUUAAUUUAGUUCUUUUAACUUUAUUUAUGCUAAAAAAGAGAAGAAAGUGUGUGAAAGAAAUGGUUUUUAUGGAAAUUAAAUUAAAUAAUAAAGAAAAUUUGGAAAUUCGUUUUUCUAAUUUUAACAAAUAAAGCAAAUAAAUUAAACAAAAUUUGUGAAAAUUUAUAAAAAAAAGAAAAAUUCUAAAAGUUUACAAAAUACCAGAAGAAAAAAAUCAGAAAAAAAGUUUAGCAUCCACCAACCACCAACGCCCCGUUAAACGUUCGUUUGUAAAAAAUAAAAACUAAUACAAAAACCAUUUUAACAGCAAUUGAUAAAAUAAAACUUCAAAAUAAAGCUCAAAAAUUAACCGAAAAUAUAAGAAAACAAUUGGUGUAAAGUGGCCACUGUUUGAAUACGAAUGUGUUGUGUUCUCUUAAUUAAUAAUAAAAAAAUAAAUUAAAAUAAUAACAUUUUUUAAUGAAUAGUUAUUAAAUAAAAAAUUAAAAUAUUACAAAAAAAUUUAAAAAUAAAUCAAAUUUUUAAAUACAAAAAAAAAUAUAUUAUAAAUAUUAAUAAUUCAUGGUAUAAAAUUAUAAAAAAAGCUGAAAUAUUAAGUGUUCAAUUUUCUUCUUCUCCUCAAAAUAAACCGAAACAGUAUAUGUAAAUGCAAAAACAGCAAAAAUCAUAAUUUUGAUAACAACAACAACCGCAGCAAAAAUUCAACUAAAAUAAUAUAAUAUAAUUUAAGCAUCAGCAUGCAACAUCAGCAGCCACACAACAUUACGAAUGAAAUACAACCAAUUUAAAAUUCUAAAGAAAAGAAUAUAAGAAAAAACGCAGUUUUUUUCCUAAAAUUUGUUGCGCUAACCAAUAAGAUGACAGUCAGAGUCUAGAGGAAAAAUUUUUCUACAUGUAUUAACAACAAAAGUUUUUGAAAAAGGCUUAAGUGAGGCUGAGGGGAAGGUGGCAAGAAAGGCACCAUAAUAACGUACAACAUUUUCAAUUUUUCUAAGCUGCUGGUGGUUAAAGGGAAAAAUAAAGAAAAUGUAAGACAUUCGCAAACAUACAGAAAGACAUCAACUAUUUUUUUCUAUAAAGUACAAUAACAAAACAUGGCUAAUGUGCAACAAGGGCAACUAUUAUUAAAACAGCAGCAACAACACAAACAUCAUCAGCAACAACAGCAAACACAUUUACAAAAAACUGAAUAAUCUUUGUGAUUAGGACGUGUUGUACCCAAAACGCUCUAAUGCAGACGAUAUGGGCACAACAUGGCCUCAGCACAGCUUCUUUAUAAUAUCGAUACAAAACCAAAAACAACAACUAUUACUUUUACAAGAAAAACAAAAUCAAAUACUACAAAAACAACAACAUCAGCAAAAGCAACAACAAAAACGAAAACAACGAUUCAAUCAACUAUUGAACAUCAUUAUAAAGAAAAACUAUCAAUAUAUUGUAACAAAACGGAAGUUAAGCGAAAACAAGAAGAAGAGGAAGAUAUCAGCGGAAAUAUUAGCAGCAGCAGGAAACAAUACACAGACAGAAAUUCCAACAAGUACACAACAAAACCUACAAACGUAUUUCACAGCUCAUGUCGAACUAAAACAAAAGAAGAGAGAGAAAUUUUUAUUAAAGAAAAAACUACAUUCACGUACGACGCUAAAACGGAAAAUUCUCCUAACGACGACGACAUUGAUACAAAAAUUGUGUUCAUCUCUCAGCAGCAACAACAACAAGAAGAACAGAAGCAAAUAUGGCCGGAAGCGAAAAAAUGCUUUUGCUUCAAGUGCAUGCAGGCAACAGAAGCUGCAGCAACAACAAAAACAACAGAACGAUCUACAAACAGUUUGCCUACAGAUGAUGUUGUUGUGGGCCCUGCUGGUGGUGGUGUUCAACGGCAAGCAACAACUACAGUACUCAACAACAUUGACAGCAAUAAACUGUACGAGACAAAUAGUAAAAGAAAAUGUUGUCAAUUUGUUUCCACAAACAUCUACAGAAAAAACAACAGCAACAGGACAAUACAACAACAACCAAAAAAUUAUCAUAAUUUUAAUGAUGAUGAUGAUGUUUCUACACACGAUUGUAAAGGAAUUGAGGAGUUUAAUAUCCACACAAACAACAAAAUCUACAACUACAACAUCAACAACACAAAAAUGCCUAACAACAACUACAACAAUUUCAUCCUUAAAAAAUUUCUCUCAGCCUCAGGCCUUUCAGAAAAUAACAAUUUUCUGUCAAAAACUUCAAAUGAAACUACAAAAUGCUGCCAAAGAAAUGUUGCUAAACAAUGUUGCCACAACUAUAAUAAAAAACAUAAAACUAAAACAUCAACAAUAUCUUUUGUUAGCAACCAACAAAAUCAAAUACAUCAACAACAAAAACAACAACAACAACGAAAUUUCUGUUAUAAAACCAAAUUUUCUAAAACUACAACACAUCAACUACAACAGCAGCAACAACAAAAUUUUACAACAUUUUCUUCUACUACGACUAUUACAAAAUUCUAUCGAGAUUUGCAAAAAAUGUCCAAAUAUUUUUUAUCACUUUUGGUCAUUUUCAAUAUGCUGCCAUUAUUUUAUGCAGGUAAGUCUCUUUUCUCUUGAUUGAUUUUCUUUUUA